AUGUCAAAGCAUUGGGAUGAGUCAAAAGAAGCUGAAUUAAUUACAUCAUACCUGGAUUCUCAAUUUAAAAAUUUAUAUUUUUUAAAUGUUAAAGAGAGAACAGAGACAAUUAGCUUACUUCGUAUACAAAUUAUUGAAUCAUCUGAUUCUUAUACUUGUACUACUACUGGUUCUUUAACUAAAAACACACAAAAACAUAUAAUGAGUAAGUUCUUUAAUAAUAGUAAUACUGUAGCACAAUCAUCACUUGAUACCGAAUUACAGUUGUACAAUAGUUUGCCUUUAGUUCUUAAGCAUGAUUUGAAUCACCCUAAAUAUGAAAAAGACAACCUACUAUUAUUUUGGUGCAAAUAUGCAAAAUCAUUACCAUUUCUUGCAUCUCAAGCAAGAAUAUAUUUAGCUAUACUUGCUAAAUCAGUUUCUUCUAAGUGUUUGUUCUCAGAUGCUAGCAAUUUACUAACUGAUAAACAUAAUCAACUUGAUUCAAAUCAGAUAUGUGAGUUGUUAUUUUUAAAAGAAAAUUUAUUUCUUUUUAAUUACUAUUCAGGAUUAGAAAUUUAA
Molecule: messenger RNA, 561 nt
Organism: Cetraspora pellucida
Lineage: Eukaryota; Fungi; Glomeromycota; Glomeromycetes; Diversisporales; Gigasporaceae
Source: the annotation of a GenBank genome assembly